This is a messenger RNA of Durio zibethinus, 1135 nucleotides long. RefSeq names its product aquaporin PIP2-7-like. The record is from RefSeq and is a predicted model, not a curated record. Gene Ontology annotation, molecular function: channel activity. Lineage: Eukaryota; Viridiplantae; Streptophyta; Magnoliopsida; Malvales; Malvaceae. Gene Ontology annotation, biological process: transmembrane transport. Gene Ontology annotation, cellular component: membrane.
UCGAACAUUUAUUCCAAGAAAGUACUACUGCCUAGCCAUAACUGCCAAAGCAAGCAGAUCGGCAGCUCUUAACUUGAGCAAAAAAGGAGGUAACUCUAUCACAAGAAUUGGAAACAAUAGUAUCCAUGGAAAAUAGUAGAGAUGGCCAAGUUCACCAGCUACAUGGGAAGGAUUAUGUAGACCCUCCACCGGCUCGCUUGUUGGACAUGGAAGAGCUUAAGAGCUGGUCCUUUUACAGAGCUCUUCUUGCUGAGUUCGUUGCUACCCUUUUAUUCCUUUACAUCUUAGUUGCCACCGUUAUCGGUCACCAAAGGCAAGCACAUCCCUGUGAUGGUGUUGGUCCUCUCGGUAUUGCUUGGGCUGUCGGUGGCAUGAUCUUCGUUCUCGUCUAUUGCACCGCCGGAAUCUCAGGUGGUCACAUUAAUCCGGCUGUUACGUUGGGGUUGUUCAUGGCCAGGAAGAUUUCAUUGGUUCGAGCGGUAUCCUACAUGGUUGCGCAGUGUUUGGGAGCUAUUUGUGGCGCAGGUUUAGCGAAAACCAUCAUGAGGCACUACUACAAUAAUACACCAGGGGGCGGUGCCAACACCGUGGCUCCUGGGUACUCAAAAGGCACCGCUUUGGGAGCUGAGAUCAUUGGCACUUUCGUCCUUGUCUACACCGUUUUCUCUGCCACCGAUCCCAAAAGAAAUGCACGUGAUUCCUAUGUCCCUGUGUUGGCUCCCUUGCCAAUAGGAUUUGCUGUGUUUGUGGUGCACCUGGCCACCAUUCCCAUUACUGGAACUGGCAUAAACCCGGCUAGGAGCAUUGGUGCCGCCGUGAUCUACGACAAUGAAAAAGUCUGGGAUGAUCAGUGGAUAUUUUGGGUUGGCCCUUUCAUUGGAGCGCUUGCCGCAGCAGCAUAUCAUCAAUACAUACUGAGAGCUACGGCCAUCAAAGCUUUGAAAUCCUUCCGCAGCAACCCUACAAAUUAAAGGCCAGUGGACCCUGGCUCCUAUAUAUGCUGUCUAUGUAUGUUUCUUUUGGAAAAUUUAUAUCCUUCUGUGUGUGUUUUCUCAGUGUCAACACUUGUUAAUUGUAGUUGUAACAUUAAGUGAAUCUUAAUAAAGGUUUAAAAAAAAGUGAGUGGAAAUAUGAA